This is a messenger RNA of Rhagoletis pomonella (apple maggot), 743 nucleotides long. RefSeq lists its product as uncharacterized. NCBI's taxonomy places the organism in Eukaryota, Metazoa, Arthropoda, Insecta, Diptera, Tephritidae. The transcript is spliced from 2 exons. The record is from RefSeq and is a predicted model, not a curated record. Bases 20 to 409 code for a protein of 129 amino acids.
UAUCCGGUCGAAAGGAGGCAUGAAUGAACACCCCGAUCGCCAGGAAUUUAAGUACAGUCUGCGCUCUUACAUCCUCGGAUUUAACGAAGGCGCCUUGUCAGACGAUGCGAAUGUUUCGAUCGAUGACACUCCCGACUUAGAACUGGAGAGUAAUUCACUCACAGGUAUUAUCUUUAACAAGAUUUCCUUGACGCCCGAUGCGCCCAGCGAAGAAUUUGCCGAUCAAGAGGAACACGAGCUGGAGUCCUUGGAGAACGACGGACUCGAGAAUCUUGCCGGUUACAUAUGUCAUAGGCUACAUAGCGUAGUGCCUGACAUAAGGGUGGAAGGUGACGAUGACAGCUUCACCUGGGUAAACCAACUAACCGAAGGUGGUGUAAAUAUUGGAAGGAGUUUAGUAUUUUCUUAGCUCUACAGCCGCAUUUAGGUGAGCAUUAAAAUGCCCCACAAUGAUUCCAAAAGUAAAACGCAAACGUUGAGUCUUAAAGUUGGAAUGUUUUAUUCGGCUCAUCGCCGUUCUUUUAUAUGCUUACAAUCUACCUUAUGAGUAAUCUAAUUUACAAACUUACAUUUCUAAGUUGUUAGUCAUGCUUAUGAUUCUACGUUGUUGUGCAUGCAUACAUAAAUGUAUAUGGGUUCAAUCGAGUUUAUGUUAUUGGAGAAGUGCAGCGCAAGCUAAAUUGAUUUGAGUACUUUGGCCUAGUUAUUGCCAAAAGUAUAUUGAACUUUUUACUUAAUAUUGU